Phyllopteryx taeniolatus (common seadragon) is the source of this 4863-nucleotide messenger RNA. It is a transcript of the gene adam10a, whose product is annotated as ADAM metallopeptidase domain 10a. Lineage: Eukaryota; Metazoa; Chordata; Actinopteri; Syngnathiformes; Syngnathidae. The coding region runs from base 158 to 2413 and encodes 751 amino acids. Gene Ontology annotation, cellular component: plasma membrane; synaptic membrane. The record is from RefSeq and is a predicted model, not a curated record. The transcript has 16 exons. Gene Ontology annotation, molecular function: metalloendopeptidase activity involved in amyloid precursor protein catabolic process. Gene Ontology annotation, biological process: membrane protein ectodomain proteolysis; Notch signaling pathway.
GUUGUGCGCAUGAGGCGUCACGCUGCCAGAGGAACGCGGAGGUGUCAACCGAGCGGAGGAGCAGCACAACUAGGAAGCGCUACUGACUAUUUCGACACCACUAAACAUUCAACCAAACGCCUGCCACUCUUAUUUAAAUUUUUCUUACCUAAAGAUAAUGUUGGACAUGAUACUGGUUAAAGUGCUUCUCACGCUUUGCUGCCUUCUCCACACCACAGCUGCAUUUGGAAGACCCUUGAACAAAUACAUUGGUCAUUAUGAGGGUUUAUCCUAUGACACCGAGGCCCUGCACAAGAGGCACCAAAGAGCCAAGAGGGCGCUCUCUCCUCACGACGAAAUCCUGCACCUCAACUUCUAUUCUCACAACAGGGAUUUCAACCUGUGCAUGAAGCAGGACACAUCACUGUUUUCUCCAGAUCUCGUCAUAGAGACGUCAGGAAACGAGGAACCAAUAGACACGUCACAUAUCUACAGCGGAGAACUCUUUGGUGAAAAUGGAACACUGAGCCAUGGAUCUGUGAUCAACGGGCGUUUCGAGGGCUUCAUUAAAACUCAGCAGGGAACCUAUUACGUUGAACCCUCGGAAAGGUACUUGAAGGAGAAGACUACCUCCUUUCACUCCAUCAUCUAUCAUGAGGAUGACAUCACUUAUCCUCACAAAUAUGGCUCCGAUGGAGGCUGUGCUGAUCACGCAGUGUUUGAAAGGCUGAGGAAGUACCAGGCAUCUGCGGUAGACCCGCCUGUCAAAAGAGUGAAAAGUGAACUGGUUGAUGAGCGAAGCCAAGGUCCUGUCAUAUUAAGGAGGAAGAGGGCAGUGGCGCAACAAACAAAUACCUGCCAACUCCUUAUUCAGGCCGACUACUUAUUCUACAGCUACUAUGGCAGUCGAGAAGCCGUCAUUGCACAGAUCUCCAGCCAUGUUCAGGCAAUUAACGCCAUUUACCAGAUCACAGACUUCAAUGGCAUCCGAAAUAUCGGCUUCAUGGUUAAAAGGAUCAGGAUAAACACCACAAAUGAAAAGAUGGACAAUCCUUUUUAUCCUAACAACAUCGGAGUGGAGAGGUUUUUGGAGAUCAACUCUGAACAGAACCACGAUGACUACUGCCUAGCGUACGUCUUCACCGACAGGGACUUCGCCGAUGGUGUCCUCGGCUUGGCUUGGGUCGCCGCUCCCUCAGGAAGCUCGGGAGGCAUCUGUGAGAAAUACAGACCGUACUCUGAUGGGAAGUGGAAGUCCCUGAACACCGGCAUCAUCACUGUGCAGAACUACGCCUCGCACGUCCCUCAGAAGGUGUCGCACAUCACCUUCGCCCAUGAGGUCGGACACAACUUUGGCUCUCCCCAUGACUCUGGGCUCCAGUGCACCCCCGGAGAGUCUUCCAAUCAGGCCCAAAAGGAACUGGGCAAUUACAUCAUGUAUGCACGAGCCACCUCAGGAGACAAAAUCAACAAUAACAAGUUUUCAACAUGCAGCAUCGGCAAUAUGAGUGCUGUUCUGGCAAAGAAAAAGGAUAGCUGUUUUGUUGUGUCUGGACAGCCUAUCUGUGGCAAUGGACUUGUGGAGGAGGGAGAAGAAUGUGACUGCGGCUACAGUGAUGAGUGUGCAGACAUCUGCUGCUAUAACGCCAAUGAGGAGGAGGGCAAAAGGUGUAAACUCCAACCUGGAAAGAUCUGCAGUCCAAGUCAAGGCCCGUGCUGCACUGAGGCUUGCGCUUUUAAGGGCGCACUUGACAAGUGCAGGAAGGAAUCUGAGUGUGCCCUCAAGGGCAUGUGCAGCGGAACCACCGCUCGGUGUCCUACUUCCCAGCCGAAGGAAAAUUUGACCUCUUGCAAUGAGGACUCACAAGUCUGUAUCAACGGGGUCUGUUCAGGUUCCAUUUGUGAGAAGUACAAUCUAGAAGAAUGUACAUGCGCUAGUGUGGACGGAAAGGACGAGGCAGGCGAACUCUGUCAUGUGUGCUGCAUGGAAAGAAUGAAGCCUAGUACCUGCAGAAGCUCAGGCUCGGAUAAAUGGGCCCAGUUCUUCAACAGAAGCAUUAAAAGUCUGCAGCCCGGCUCGCCGUGCAAUGAUUUCAAGGGCUACUGCGAUGUGUUCAUGAGGUGUCGUCUGGUGGAUGCAGACGGGCCUCUGUCAAGGCUAAAGAAAGCCAUAUUCAGUGGAGAAAUCUAUGAGACCAUUGCAGAGUGGAUAGUGGAUCACUGGUGGGCAGUGGUUUUGAUGGGCAUCACUUUGAUUUUGUUAAUGGCCGGUUUCAUUAAAGUCUGCAGCAUCCACACCCCAAGCAGCAACCCCAAACUGCCUCCUCCAAAGCCGCUGCCAGGAAGGAAGAGCCACCCCAGCGCCCAGUCGCACACACCGCGACAAUAUCGCCAUCGCAGACAGGACUACCAAAUGGCUCAGUUGAGACCCUGAGAGCUUUGCUCUCAACCUUUCGCUCCUUUCCUGUGCCUACACUGGAAGCACUUGACUCCCAAAGAGUGCCUGUACCUUUAUUGUACAUAGUUCUUAAUUACGACCCCAAUUCCAAUGAAGUUGGAACGUUGUGUUAAACAUAAAUUAAAAACAGAAUACAAUGAUUUGCAAAUCAAGAUAUUUAAUGUUCAAACUGAUCAACUUGAUUGUUUUUAGGAAAUAAUCAUUAACUUAGAAUUUUAUAGCUGCAACACGCUCAUUGGGAACAGGUGGGUGCCAUGAUUGGGUAGAAAAGGAGCUUCCCUGAGUUGCUCAGUCAUUCACAAGCAAAGAUGGGGCGGGGUUCACCUCUUUGUGAACAAAUGUGUGAGAAAAUAGUCGAACAGUUUAAGGACAAUGUUCCUCAAUGUACAAUUGCAAGGAAUUUAGGCUUUGUAGUAAAAGAGUGCGGGUACUGCCUUGAAAAAUAUGUGGCGCGUUAUGAAGCGUAAAAUACGACAACGGAGACCCCAGACUGUUGAACAGCUGAAGCUGUACAUCAAGCAAGAAUGGGAAAAAAAUUCCACCUCCAAAUCUUCAACAAUUAGUGUCCUCAAUUCCCAAACGUUUAUUGAAUGUUGUUAAAAGAAAAGGUGAUGUAACACAGCGGUAAACGUGACCCUGUCGCAGCUUUUUCGGAAUUUGUUGCAGCCGUAAAAUUCUAAGUUCAUGAUUAUUUGCUAAAAACAAUCAAGUUUAUCAGUUUGAACAUGAAAUAUCUUGUCUUUGUAGUGAACGUCAUUUGCAAAUCAUUGCAUUCUGUUUAACACAACGUCCCAACUCCAUUGGAAUUGGGGUUGUAAUUCUUAACAACAGGUGCAACUGAAUUCAGGUCACUGAAGUGAUGCAAGCCCGAACAACCUCGCUCAAGGCCUCCGUGCUAGCAUCUCAUAGGUUUUAUAUGGACAAGAGACUCACUGAUCUGCUACGUGCUCUUCAUGACUAUAUUUUUUUUUUUACCAUACGAGAAAGAGGAGCGAGGAAGCUUUCCUUACAAUGGCCUCUCUUCCGCUAUCUUCCAACUGUACUGCUUUUGUUUUUUUUUUGUGUCGCUCCCCUGCUUGAGACCGCAGCAGGACUGCAAGUGAAACGGGACAUUUUACUGCCAAGCAACACUUGGAGCCAAACUAUUCUGCAUGCUUCUAAAUGAGAGCAAACGCUUUUCGAACAUCACCUUCAUAUUGUUUCCACGUGAUUGUACGACAUUUGCUGGUGUCUUUGUUUUUCUACACUCCCCUCCAGGAAACUUCGAUCGUGCACGAGUGGGGACGGAUUCGUUGUGUUUGAGAUACUUCCUGUUUUAUCGCAAUGCUUUCAGUGUUUCUCAAACACUAUUAAAAAAAGUAUAUUUUAAUAUUGUUAAGCAAAAGGCUCCGAGUGGGAGGGAGCGUGUCAGAUUUCUACACAUCGUGAAAGCACUGAGGUGACUGGUCAUUUAUUUAAAGAUAGUUAAGACACACUUUUGCACGAGCACGUCUUCGAGCGCGUUCUUCUUCGUUGGUUUUCGCCACUUUCUUCUUUGUGGUCGGUGGACUGUCGGCAUCGAAACUGGGAAUCGAAAUGUUUUAAUUUGAACAAUUCUGGGAGAACCGAAGUGAAGAGAAGAGAACCGUUUCCAAUCGGUUUUCGAGUCCCGUUUCCAAUCGGUUUUCGAUUCUCGAUGCCCAACCCUAUUUGUCACCUUUUUUAUUUUGUCAAAGCAGCUCUGCCUGACUUGACAAGGCAAUAAGUUCUUCCGCAUGCAAAGGCACCUGAGUGCAAUUUCUACGAAGCCAUAAGAAUGCGACCGCUUCCUUUCAUCUGUCCAUCCAUUAAGACACCCCUGUUCCGGCUCCCCAUUUUGCAAUUUGGUCUGUUUGAUCUAAAAAUGUGCCUUAAUUUUUUAAUAUAUGCUGUAGGAAAUACACUGAUGUAUGUGCACAACACAAAUUGGAUUCUGGCAUAGCACAGUAAACAUUUAGUCAGAUGUUUCAUCACACACCGUUGCAGUUUGUUGUGUGCGAGGUGAGCAGUUAGACGGCAGCAGGCAAUUCACUCAAAGCCAAUUCACUGAAUAAUAUGUUUUAUACCAAAUCGACGCAGACUCAAGUGCAGCAAUGCGUGUGUAAAAUUGCAAUUUUCUGUUGCUGUUUUUUUUUUUUUUUUUUUUUUUAAAUUGGAGCUUUACUUAUUUAGGGUUAAAAACAAAUGUAAAUGACAAUGUUUAAAGCUGUGAAUGUUCUUAACACUGGAGUUUGUCUGAGGUAAACAAAUUGAAAGUGGUGACAAUUGCAGCACAACCUGCCUGAUUUUAAUGUCCCUUGUUUUUGUUUUUUUUUACUGUAACUUGAGUGCUCUUAAAUGUUAUGUUCUGUUGUUCUCUGAAACCCCUUUGACUACUUGAAAUGCAUUAACCCACUGGGCUCUGCUGA